AUGGCGAGUAAUUUUUGGGUUACUCGUAGAGAAAUAACUCAAAACAAUGGCCGUACUCGUCCUAAUGAGUAUGAGAAUCAAAUCUCCAAUAAUCAUUUAUUAUCAAAUUCUCACUUUCAAACACCACAAAAUCCUUUCACAAGUCUCAACAAUUACAAUCAAGGGAGGUAUCAGAAUAAUAAUAUUGCUAAUGCUACAAGACAACCAAUGGUUCAAUUCUCAUUCUCCAGCAACAACCCUUCCUCAUUCCUUGCACCAGCUCGAUAUAGUCGAACAUUGCCUUUGAGUUCAAGAAACAAUGCUUUCAUUCCUUCUUCUCUUCCAAACUCAUCUCGAAUUUCCUCCUCGAGAUUAGGAAACACUCAUCUGAUUCCUUCUAAUCUUCAAAACUCGUCUCAAACUUCCUCAUCUAUUUCACGCAACACUUCUCUCAUUCCUUCUUAUCCUCGUUAUGCAUCUCAGAAUUCCUCAUCCAAUGGUGUUGCAACUGGGUAUCAGAAAUCUUCAAGACCAAUUAUCCAGAAUCCAAUGAAUUUUCGAUAUUCUCCAUAUCCUUGCUCAAGGAUCGAUUUGAAUAGAUACCAAGGUUUGGAGGAUAUUGUUAUACUUAAUGCAAAUCCUAACAAUAAUAAUAACAACCCUUUAGCAUUGAAUGAUUCCAAUCCUCAUUCAAGGAUUGAUAUGAAUAACUACAAAGGUUUGAACAAUAUUUCAAUACAAAAUGCAAAUCUUCCUCAAUUUUAUCCUAUUAAAACUACUAAUUUAAGCAUGUUUUAUUCUUCAGGCCAUGGAAAUGCUAGUUUUGAUUCAACAAUGGAGCAUCAUGUGUUUAAUACUAGAGAAAAUGAAGCUCGGAGAGGUCCGUUGACUACUUCUAUUGUUAGUUUUAAUGAAAAACAAACUCAAAAUAAAGAGCUACUUCUUUUCAAGGAUGACAAGAAUACAAUUCCAACCAGAUUGGUGAUUGAAAUUGACGAUUCAAGUGAUGAUGAGGAUUUGGAUCUCUCACUUCAUCUUUAA
Vicia faba (fava bean) is the source of this 1020-nucleotide messenger RNA. Lineage: Eukaryota; Viridiplantae; Streptophyta; Magnoliopsida; Fabales; Fabaceae. The record is from the annotation of a GenBank genome assembly.